Strongylocentrotus purpuratus (purple sea urchin) is the source of this 1493-nucleotide messenger RNA. RefSeq names its product short-chain collagen C4-like. NCBI's taxonomy places the organism in Eukaryota, Metazoa, Echinodermata, Echinoidea, Camarodonta, Strongylocentrotidae. The record is from RefSeq and is a predicted model, not a curated record. The coding region runs from base 1 to 969 and encodes 322 amino acids. The transcript has 5 exons.
AUGUCAACUUCGGAAUCCGUUGCUGAGAUCACCCGUUCCUUCUUAACUCUCGAGCUCGUCGCGAAGAAUCCAUCAAUGAUGGCAAAGAUUCACAUUCCUGCUUCUAUCGAGACCGAGUUUGAGCUGGGAGAACCUGAUAAGACACGACGUCGAAGGGAACUCGACUCGUCAUCGACUCUCCCGACAUCGUUCCCACCAUCUGGUGCCGAGCAGCCAAGCAUGGGUCAGAACCCAUUCGGACCAUACUCAUGGCCUAUGUAUUCUGGUCAAUGUUUCUUGUGUCCUGCUGGUGUUCCCGGAAGGGACGGGAGAGACGGACGUGAUGCACCAACAAGUCUUCAAGCUGAAAAACCCAUUUCACCCAGCGACGAUGAGGAUCAAGUACGUCCAGUAGGUACCCCUACAAGUCUUCCUGGUGUCAUCUAUACUCGCUGGGGUAACGAUGUAUGUCCCGAAGAUGCAGAACUCAUCUAUUCAGGUUCUAUUGGAGGUGCACACUACAUUCAGACUGGUAGCGGCUCAAAUUAUCUCUGUAUGCCGGACGAGCCUAUCUAUGACGAGGUAACAGCUUCCAAAGAUGAACACCGAGCCAAACUAUACACCUCUGAAUACGAAGUCCAUACUGCUCCUUCACGCAUUCAACCAAUGCAUGACCAUACUCCGACCUGCGCAGUCUGUAGGGCGCCCUCUAACCGCACCAGGAAACUUAUGAUUCCUGCCCGCAACGUGUGUCCUUCUCAAGAGUGGCGUUUAGAGUACGCUGGUUAUCUUAUGGCAGAGAAAUACGAACACAAUAGAUCGGAAUUUGUGUGUGUGGACCGAGAGAUGGUUCCUAAAGCGGGUACCAUGGGGAAUGAGAAUGGUGCGCUGUUGUAUAUGACAGAAGUCCGGUGUCUGGUGGGUGGGGGCUUGGAUUGUGGAUCCUACAUCGAUGGUUACGAAAUUACUUGCGCUGUCUGUACUAUCUGAAGUCCUACUAUUACAUUCCACUUCAUUUCGUGUAGUUUGACAAACUUGUCAGUUCUUUUAAUGGUUUUAGAACAUUUUAUUUUCAUACACACAACAGUGACACAAUGUACACCUUAGUUUCAGACACAUACUAGUGAUAAAGUGUAAAACUUAGUUUCAUAGAAAGACAACACCUUAGUUUUAAACACACAAUAGUGAUAAAAUGUACACCUUAGUUUUAUACGCAUAGCAGUGAUAAAAUGUACACCUUAGUUUCAGACACAUACCAGUAAUAAAAUGUAAACCCUAGUUUUAUACAUACAGCAUGGAUAAAGUGUCAUGUAAAAUUAGGCCUGAUUUGUCGAUGGUUCUCUAAAUGUUGUAAAUACAUAUUGAAUUUCAUGAUAGAUUGUUUUUUCCUUCAGGAAAGAAUAGUUCUUUGUAUUCAAUCUCACAGAAGUGUGAUACGAAACUCAUUGAUCGCUCAAUGAUUAUGUCAAUUAUAAGAGUUUACAUUAAUCAACCUGAAUUAAACAGACAGUGUC